UCCCAUAAAUAUUACAGUCUGCCCGGCUCUGCUUCCACGUUGCGUGCAUUUUAUUUCCCAAUUCGAUUUGUUUGCUGAAAAUAGUUAUUUCUACUUCUGUUUAUCCAAUGUGUACUGGCCAUGUUUAAUUAACAUAAGUGCUGUUGGUGUGCCGAACCACGUGGUGGAUCGCCACGUACUCGUACUGUUAGUGCAGGAGCUCGUCACCAAAUUAGUCUAUUUCGGGUUAAUGGAGACAUUCCGCUGGAAAUUGUGCCGUUCCACUUGAAAUAUAGAAAGGAGACCCUCUGAUCAUUCCGAUCGGAAUUAGGAAGAAAACGAAACGCAAUCGGAACCUCCCGAGGUGAGCCCACUCAAUUCCACAAUUCGAAAAUGGGUAAGAAGAAUUCCAAGCUCAAACAGGAGACCAUUGAUUCUCUCACUCACGAUACCUAUUUUACCGAGAAGGAAAUCAGGCAAUGGCAUAAAGGAUUUCUGAAGGAUUGUCCUAAUGGUCUCUUGACUGAAAAGGGUUUCAUCCGAAUCUACAAGCAGUUCUUCCCACAAGGCGAUCCUUCAAAAUUCGCUACGCUGGUUUUUCGAGUCUUUGACGAGAAUAACGAUGGAUCUAUUGAAUUUGAAGAGUUUAUUCGAGCGCUAUCAGUGACGUCAAGAGGCAAUCUGGAUGAGAAACUUCAAUGGGCGUUUAAACUCUAUGACGUCGACAACGACGGUUUCAUCACGCGGACGGAAAUGUACAACAUCGUGGACGCCAUUUACCAGAUGGUGGGCCAAACACCGAACUCUGAAGACGAGAACACUCCACAACGACGGGUGGACAAGAUUUUCAGCCAGAUGGACAAAAACAACGAUGACAAGCUGACGCUCGACGAGUUUCGUGAAGGCAGCAAAGCCGAUCCUAGGAUCGUCCAGGCUCUUUCUUUGGGUGACACUUGAAAGCCUAAAUUAGGAGUUCCUAACCCUGAACUGCGAUCCCUCCAGACAAGACAAAACAAAAAACAAUGACAUCAGCAAAACUUGGAUUACUUUUUCUUCUUUCAUAUUCAUUUACAUUUCUUAUCAUGAUACAUUCGGCCAGGUCUACUAUCAUACUUUUUUCAUUUCUCGUUUCUUACAUGUACUUUCUUCUUUGCUCAUAUUUAUUUCACAUGUAUUAAGCUAUCCAUUUCCCCCCUUUUACAUUUUCAGAACACAAUCUGUCAUGUGAAGAUCACCCCUUUUUCCAUAAUUCUACUUCACUUUGGCAUAAAUUUACACUUGCAGUCUUUCUUCUUCUUUUUUCUCUCUCUCAUUGUUUUGUUUGAAGUUCUUUAUGGUUCUCUCGUGGUGUGGUUCUUAUUCGGUCGUCCUAUUUUUUUCGAAUAAUAAUCCACUUGUUUUUUUUCUUUUCUUGUCUCUGUCGUCUGCUGUGCGUGUGAGUAACCGGAAAAACAAACAACGGCCAUUCAAUUAUAUUUAGCAGCUUUGAGUGAGAAUUUACUUCAUAUUAUAUCUUUAUUAUUACCAAGUUGUUUCCCUUAAUAAUAACUUUUUCAUUCCUAUAUACAGUCGAUUGAUGAGAAAAAAAAAAAUAAAACGAAAGGUUUAAGAACAAAAGUUCUCCAUAAUACACCGUUGUCAAUUUUGGGAAUGGUUUCCACCCUAA
Molecule: messenger RNA, 1645 nt
Organism: Daphnia magna
Lineage: Eukaryota; Metazoa; Arthropoda; Branchiopoda; Diplostraca; Daphniidae
Product: frequenin-1
Exons: 9
Coding region: 373-936 (187 amino acids)
Molecular function (GO): calcium ion binding; calcium sensitive guanylate cyclase activator activity
Source: RefSeq, a predicted model, not a curated record